Molecule: messenger RNA, 5553 nt
Organism: Diospyros lotus (date-plum)
Lineage: Eukaryota; Viridiplantae; Streptophyta; Magnoliopsida; Ericales; Ebenaceae
Product: ABC transporter C family member 12-like
Exons: 27
Coding region: 401-5242 (1613 amino acids)
Biological process (GO): transmembrane transport
Cellular component (GO): membrane
Molecular function (GO): ATP binding; ABC-type transporter activity; ATP hydrolysis activity
Source: RefSeq, a predicted model, not a curated record
CUUUUUGGCAUAAAGUGCUCUUUAUGUUUUCUGGGGUUUCUCAAAUGCAUUGAGUCUUCUGAAGGAAUUUUUUUUCUCUCCAAAGUCUGUUAAUAAACAUUGGUUUCUGUUGUGAAAUAUGUUACGAAUUGUUGGGAUUGGAAAAAUAAGCUAUAAAGUCAUCUAAGUUUUUGGUGAAAAAUACUCCUUGUUUGGCUCAAGAGAAGAUCUGGGUUUUGGAUUUUUCAGUACGUACGAACCGAUGAUCAGAAACAAAGUGAGCAACAUUACCAUUUUGGUCGGUUCUAGUGUUUGUGUGUUCUUACCGUAUCCCGGAAGUUGAUUCCGGGUGAAUCUAAGCAGUUAUGUGGUGGGUUUACGAAGGAAGUACUGGGGGUGUGUAAUGUGCCGUUGGUGGUGAAUGCUUGUCUGCAGAUUGGAGAGAAAAGUAAAAAUGGGUUUUCAGCAAUUGGUUUGGUAUUGUCAUCCCGUUGCAGAGGGAGUCUGGGAAAAAGUAACAGAUACCACUUUGGGCGCUUAUACACCAUGUGUUAUUGAUUCUGUUGUGGUUUGUAUCUCUCAUUUGUUUCUUCUGGGCUUGUGCUUCUACCGGACUUGGCUAAUUAAGAAUGCUGGUGAAGUCCAUAGGUAUCGUCUUAGAUCAAAUUACUGUAACUACUUAUUGGGCUUGUUUGCUGGCUAUUGUACCGCUGAGCCGUUGUUCAGAUUGUUUCUGGGUAUUUCAAUAUUUAACUUGGAUGGGCAGACCGAUCUUCCUCCCUUUGAGGUGGUUUCAUUGAUUGUUGAAGCUGUUGCUUGGGCCUCCAUGUUGGUUUUGAUUGGUUUAGAAACUACAAUCUACAUCAGAAAACUUCGGUGGUUUGUCCGGUUUGGAGUGGUUUAUGUCUUAUUAGGGAAUGCUGUAGUGUUCAAUCUCAUUCUUUCAAUGGUGGAUUUCUACACUAGAUCUGUGCUGUAUCUGUACCUCAGCACUUUUGUCAUUCAGAUAUUAUUUGGAGUGCUUCUUCUUGUUCACAUUCCUGAUUUGGAUCCUUACCCUGGCUACACAAUGUGGAAUGAGUCUCUUAACAAUACCGAGUAUGAAGCACUUAAUGGAGGAGAGAAUAUUUGUCCAGAGAGGCGUGCCAACAUAUUUUCUAGGAUUUUUUUUGGAUGGAUGACACCAUUGAUGCGGCAAGGCUAUAAAAGACCUAUUACCGAGAAGGACGUCUGGAAGCUAGACACAUGGGAUCAGACUGAGACAUUGAUUAAAAAGUUUCAUAUUUGUUGGGCCAAAGAAUCUCAAAGGUCUAAACCUUGGAUUUUACGUGCCUUAAAUCAUAGCCUGGGAGGAAGGUUCUGGUUUGGAGGCUUAUUCAAAUCAAUGGAACGUGGUGAUCCAGCAUGGAUUGGCUACAUUUACGCGUUCUCAAUUUUUGUUGGGUUGACAGUUGGAGUGCUGUGUGAAGCUCAGUAUUUUCAAAAUGUUAUGCGUGUUGGUUUCAGGCUAAGAUCAACUCUGGUGGCUGCUAUAUUUCGCAAAUCCUUAAGAUUAACUCAUGAGGGUCGGAAGAAGUUUCCAUCUGGAAAGAUAACAAAUCUGAUGUCAACAGAUGCUAAUGCACUUCAGCAAAUAUGCCAACAACUUCAUGGUCUAUGGUCUGCCCCGUUUCGAAUUAUCAUCGCUAUGAUUCUUCUUUACCAGCAACUAGGCACAGCAUCACUUCUUGGUUCCUUAAUGUUAGUUCUAAUGUUCCCUAUACAGACAUUUAUCAUAAGCAAAAUGAGGAAACUGUCCAAGGAAGGAUUGCAGUGUACUGAUAAAAGAGUUGGGCUAAUGAAUGAAAUUUUGGCUGCAAUGGACACCGUGAAAUGUUAUGCAUGGGAGGAGAGUUUUCAAUCUAAACUUCACAGCUUGCGGAAAGAUGAACUGUCAUGGUUCCAGAAAGCGCAACUACUGUCAGCGUGUAACACUUUCAUACUCAACAGUAUUCCAGUUCUUGUGACAGUGACAUCAUUUGGGAUGUUCACUUUGCUUGGUGGGGAUUUGACACCGUCGAGGGCUUUUACAUCACUUUCCUUGUUUGCAGUGCUACGGUUUCCAUUAAACAUGCUUCCAAAUUUGAUAACACAGGUUGCAAAUGUUAAUGUGUCAUUGCAACGGCUGGAGGAACUAUUAUUAGCUGAAGAGAGAAUCCUUUUGCCUAAUCCACCUCUUGAACCAACACUCCCUGCCAUCUCAAUCAAGAACGGAUACUUUUCAUGGGACUCUAAGGUAGAGAAGCCCGCACUAUCAAAUAUCAAUUUGGACAUACCAGCCGGUAGUCUAGUUGCAGUUGUUGGUGGUACUGGUGAAGGAAAGACUUCGCUUCUAUCAGCAAUGAUUGGGGAGCUUCCGCCGGUAGCAGAUGCAAAUGUUGUCAUCAGAGGAACUGUUGCAUAUGUUCCUCAAAUUUCAUGGAUCUUCAAUGCUACUGUGCGUGAAAACAUCUUAUUUGGUUCUAAUUUUGAGCCUGAUAGAUACUGGAAGUCAAUAUAUGUAACAGCAUUGCAGCACGACCUUGACUUACUUCCUGGUAAUGACCUUACAGAAAUUGGUGAAAGAGGGGUUAACAUUAGUGGAGGGCAAAAGCAAAGAGUUUCCAUGGCUAGGGCUGUAUAUUCCAAUGCAGAUGUAUACAUAUUUGACGAUCCAUUAAGUGCUCUAGAUGCCCAUGUUGGUCGACAGGUUUUCUACAACUGUAUCAAAGAAGAAUUGCAAGGGAAAACCAGAGUGCUUGUCACAAACCAGUUACAUUUUCUUCCUCAGGUUGAUAAAAUUGUAUUGGUAUCUGAAGGAAUGGUCAAAGAGGAGGGAACAUUUGAGGAACUUUCUAGAAGCGGUACACUGUUCCAAAAGCUUAUGGAGAAUGCAGGGAAGUUGGAAGAACAUGUAGAUGAAAGGGAAGAAGGUAGCGAUCCUGAUUAUCAAUUGAUGAAGCCUGUUGUUAUGCAGAACAGGUUUCCAAAAGUUGAAAACUCAAAACACAGAAGGAAAGAAGGAAAAUCUGUUCUUAUCAAGCAGGAAGAACAGGAGACAGGUGUUGUCAGUUGGAAAGUCUUAAUGAGAUAUAAAGAUGCUGUAGGAGGUUUAUGGGUUGUUAUGAUACUCUUUGCAUGCUACAUGUCAACUGAAGUUCUUAGAGUGUCGAGUAGCACAUGGUUAAGUGCUUGGACAAAAGAAAGGAGUUCAACAAGUAUCGGAUCGGGUUUCUUCAUUUCGAUUUAUGCAGUUUUGUCAUUUGGUCAGGUGAUUGUGAGUUUGGCAAACUCCUUUUGGCUGAUCACAUCAAAUCUUAAUGCAGCUAGGAGAUUGCACGAUACAAUGCUAAAGUCAGUGCUCAGAGCUCCUAUGGUAUUCUUCCAUACCAAUCCAAUUGGACGAGUAAUCAAUCGAUUUGCAAGGGAUAUGAGCGAUAUAGAUCGCAAUGUUGCCAAUGCUCUUAAUAUGUUUCUUGGCCAACUUUUUCAGCUUCUGUCAACCUUUGUGUUGAUUGGCAUUGUGAGCACCAUUUCCCUCUGGGCCAUAAUGCCACUUUUGAUUUUGUUUUAUGCGGCCUAUCUCUAUUAUCAGAGCACAAGCCGGGAAGUAAAACGGUUAGAUUCCAUUACCAGAUCUCCGGUGUAUGCACAGUUUGGAGAAGCUUUAAAUGGUUUGUCAACAAUUCGUGCCUUCAAAGCAUAUGAUCAGAUGGCCAACAUUAAUGGAAAAUCUAUGGAUAAUAAUAUCAGAUUCACCCUUGCCAACAUAAGCUCAAACCGCUGGGUUACCAUAAGAUUAGAAACAUUGGGAGGCAUCAUGAUAUGGUUCACUGCAACCUUUGCUGUCAUGGGGUAUGGAAGAGCAGAAAACCAGGUGGCAUUUGCAUCUACAAUGGGUUUGCUUCUCAGUUAUUCUUUAAACAUCACGAAUCUACUGGGUAAUGUUCUAAGACAAGCAAGUAGGGCUGAAAAUAGCUUAAACGCUGUUGAGCGUGUGGGCACAUAUAUGGACUUGCCAUCUGAGGCUCCAGCCAUCAUUGAAAGCAAGCGUCCAUCACCUGGAUGGCCUUCAUUAGGAUCAAUUGAAUUUAAAGAUGUUGUCCUACGUUACAGGCCUGGUCUUCCUCCAGUUUUGCAUGGACUGUCCUUCACAAUCUCACCAACUGAGAAGGUUGGCAUAAUUGGAAGGACAGGUGCAGGGAAAUCGAGCAUGCUUAAUGCUUUAUUUCGGAUUGUAGAACUAGAAAGAGGAAAAAUCUCUAUUGAUGAUUGUGACGUUGCAAAGUUUGGGCUCACAGAUCUGCGUAAAGUUUUGAGUAUUAUACCACAAUCACCAGUUCUUUUCUCAGGGACUGUCCGGUUCAAUCUUGAUCCUUUCAGUGAACACAGUGAUGCUGACCUUUGGGAGGCCUUAGAGCGUGCUCAUCUAAAGGAUGUCAUCAGAAGAAGUGCUUUUGGUUUGGAUGCUGAGGUGUCAGAGGGAGGGGAGAAUUUCAGUGUUGGACAGAGGCAACUACUGAGUCUUGCUCGAGCAUUAUUGCGUAGGUCAAAGAUACUUGUUCUUGAUGAAGCAACUGCUGCUGUUGAUGUCAGAACAGACACCCUUAUCCAAAGAACUAUUCGAGAAGAAUUCAGAUUGUGCACCAUGCUCAUCAUUGCUCAUCGACUGAAUACCAUUAUAGACAGUGAUCGGAUUCUGGUGCUCGAUGCUGGUCAGGUUGUAGAAUAUGAUACCCCAGAGAAACUUUUAUUGAAUGAAGCAAGUGCUUUCUCUAGGAUGGUUAAAAGCACGGGCGCUGCAAACACACAGUAUUUACGCAGCUUAGUACUCAGAAGAGGACGAGAUAACAAGUCCCAGGGAGAAGAGGCCGUGCAUAUCAAUGGUCAGAGGAGAGGCGUAGCUUCUUCCUACUGGGCUGCUGCAGCACAGUUUGCUCUUGCUACUAAUCUCACUGCUUCACAGAAUGACCUACAACCCUUGGAAAUGAUUGAUGAGAAGAAUAUCAUCAAGGAAACAAAGGACGCGGUGACAACUCUGCAGGAAGUUUUAAUGGGGACACAUGACGAAGUCAUUGAAAAUACACUAAAUAAGCACCACUUUGCCAGAGAUAGAUGGUGGUCAGCUCUCUACAAAGUUAUUCAAGGUCUUUCUAUAAUGAGCAGGUUAGCUCAGAAUGGGCUUCGGCAAUCAGAAAAUGGUUUUGAAGAUGAUCAUCUGAUCGGGAACCAUGUUGAAAUGUGAGGAGCAAACAGUGCAUGCAGUGGUUCAAAUGCAAAGCUCAAUGCGGAUAAUACAAGUUCAUAAUCUAUAUCAGAUUGUGCAAGCAAGUAAUAUGGACAGGCUCUUCAAUGUCAAUAUCUUCCUUGGUUUCUUUGUUCUGAUUCAAAUCAUUCCGUUUCCCUCGUUUUUUCUUUUGGUGGGGUCGACUCAAUAACUUGGCAAUAUCUAAAGUUUUUAAUCCCUUGGCAGAAGUAAUCAUUGUAAUGAAAAGACGUUGGCUUCCCUUUCUUAAUUGAUGCUGAAAGGCAGCCAUUGCUAUUUUCCGGUGGCAA